UACUUCAUUUGUCAUCACAAAUUUUUUAAGUAAAUUAAAUUAAAAAAUUGCGCGCUUUUUUCCGGGGGUGGGUUUUGCUGCCUUGGUACUUCUCUCUAAGUUUUCGCUGAGAGAGAGAGGGAGAGAUCAUUCCACUCCAAUGGCGAACCAUUCUCUUUCCCUGCAAUUUCCCCAAAAUCAGAACAAUGAAGAACUCAACGAGCCACCGCAGAUUUUGGUUGAAGAAGGCGACGAAACGGAAGAGGACAAUGACGGAACAGAAGAAGAAGAAGACGACGACGAAACAGAAGAAGAUAGCGAGUAUGUCGCCUAUAUUGCAGAAUUACAGAAAAAGGAGACGAAUAAUGAAGCAGAGGAAGCCGCCUUGUUAGGCGAGGGCUCUCAAGAGAAAGAGUGGAAUCGUAGUGAAAUUGAUGGUCUAUUUUGCCCUAUUUGCAUGGAAGCUUGGUGUAAUGAUGGUGAUCAUCAUAUCUGUUGUCUUCCUUGUGGGCACAUAUAUGGUAUGUCUUGCAUAAAGAAAUGGCUACAAAUGCGUAAAAAUCAAGGGAAGUGUCCCCAAUGCAACAAGAAAUGCACCCCGAAGGAUCUUAGAAAACUUUUUGCAUCUCGGCUUGUUGCUGUUGAUGAAGAUUCACAAAAGAGAAUCCGACUACUAGAGACUAAAUGUUCUUCUCUUGAGAAGGAGAGAGCUGAUUGGAGGAAAAAAGAAGCUAAAUGGAAAAAGGAGGAGUCUGUGAUGCGUUUGAAAGUUCAACAGCUUACAGAGAGGACAACUCAUUUGGAGCAGUUUUUAGGAGAUUUGUCAAAUGGACCAUCUAGUUCAGUCAAUUCUGGUCGAGACUUUCUACGAAGAUCCGUGACUGGGCAUAAUUCCAAUUCAAUAUUAUGCAGACAAGGAUCUUCUCCUCCUUUUAUGUUACAGAAGGAUUUGCAGGUGGAUGGUGCUCAAUUAUUUGAUUUCGAUGCUUCUAACCAAAACUUGUUAAUUGCACGAAAUCUAUCUGGAAUGGGUGCAAAACGUAUACUUACCAAAAUUAGCUUGAUACCUCCAUAUGAAAGGGAGGACAUUUUGCUUCCUCUCACUAUAAAUUUUAUCAAGGACUUGCGCAUUUCCCCAACGGAUAGUUGUCUUGCACUCCUAGCUUCACUAGGGAAGAAAUUAUCACUUUUCAGUACGGAGAGCAACAAUGUCAUCCUUGCCUACGAUUUACCGGCUGCUGCUUGGACUUGUUCAUGGGAUCUUAACAGUUCAUGUUAUAUGUAUGCUGGAUUACAGAAUGGCUCAGUUUUAAUGUUUGACAUGCGCCAAACUAUGGGCCCUGUGAAAUUCCUCAAGGGACUGACCAGCAACCCAGUUCAUACUGUACAUUCUCUUUUACACAAGUCAACUCUUCCUUCUGGUGCUAGAUCAGUCUUGUCUGCUUCUUCUGCUGGCUUGUGUCAGUGGAACUUUGAAGGUGCUGAUGAAAUGCCAACUUUUAUUCCAGAAACAGAGAGACAAGGAAUCUGUAUAUCGCUUGCAUAUUGUCCUAGUAGCGAUGACAUUGUCGCUUCAUAUCGUCCUAAAGUUGAAAUGCAUAAUGACAUGGCUACCUCUCAGCUUUCACAAACUCCUUCCAAUGUUAUUGGACAAGGAAUAAUGGGUUCCCAUAUCCAAUAUAGGAGAGAAGGAACUAACUGUUUUCAAAAGUUGGCUUCCACCCAUGCUAGUGUGAAUCAGAUCCGGCUUCCAAAAUGUGCGAUUAUAGACUUCAGCAAAGAUAAGAAAUCAUUUGCAUCCAGGGAAGAAGGAGCUUGUGAAAUUACCUUGCAAGAGUUGCCUUCCUUUUCUGUUUAUCAGCGUCUUAACUCUGAGAGGUAUCCUCUUCGUGACGUCAAGUAUACAAAUGCUCUUGGCCAUGGUUUACUUGGUUGUUUGAGUGGUGAUUUACUGCAAAUUUUCAGUACUUAGUUCUCAUCAUGAAAGGUAACUUUCAUAUUUACAUUCAUCAAAUCUUUGCUUAAGCUGAAGAUUUACUUGAAUGCCCUCUUUACAUUUAACUUGGGUUUUUUUAUUUUUUUAUUUUUUAAUAAUAAAAUAAGAGUCCAAUCACUUUAGAAUAGUGCUAUUGCUCCUCAUAACUAUUAUUUUACAUAUGUAGAUAUAUUUCUUUUUCAUGCGGAUGCUACUGCCAGUCUGGUCCUGAAAAAUCAUUAUUUUACAA
Molecule: messenger RNA, 2204 nt
Organism: Humulus lupulus (European hop)
Lineage: Eukaryota; Viridiplantae; Streptophyta; Magnoliopsida; Rosales; Cannabaceae
Exons: 13
Coding region: 140-1951 (603 amino acids)
Biological process (GO): interstrand cross-link repair; protein ubiquitination
Cellular component (GO): nucleus
Molecular function (GO): ubiquitin protein ligase activity; protein binding
Source: RefSeq, a predicted model, not a curated record